Molecule: messenger RNA, 2729 nt
Organism: Didymodactylos carnosus
Lineage: Eukaryota; Metazoa; Rotifera; Eurotatoria; Philodinida; Philodinidae
Source: the annotation of a GenBank genome assembly
UAUGUUUAUCCAAAGACGGAUUAUACCCGGAAGAACACAGAUUGCGACCAAUAUCAUUGUUACCCAACAUUGGUAAAUGGAUGGAAAGAAUAAUGCAUCAGAGAAUACUGAAAUGGUGUGAACAAAACAAUAUAUAUGUUGAUGAACAAUCAGGAUUUACACUGGGACGACGAUUACAAACGAGAAUAUUAUCAUUAAUUGAAGAAUUGAGGAUUACAACGGCAGCCAAUAAUCGUCCUGCUUUAGUUAUUUUCGUUGAUUUUUUAUCCGCAUUUGACAAAAUGUGGUUUCCAGCCUUAAUGAAAAAUUUGAUUAUGCUUGAUAUGCCGCUUGAUUUGGUCAAAUGGAUAUAUUCAUGGCUAAAUGGUCGUACAAUGUCUGUUUAUCACGGUGAUGAAGUAUCAAGAACCAUUCAAAUAUUUGUCGGUGCUCCACAAGGUAGUAUAUUAGCCGCUACACUUUUUCGUCUGCAUGUACAUUUCUUGCCGAAAAGUUUAGUACAAUCAAUCAAUCAUUUAUUUGCUGAUGAUCUAGCGAUUGUUUUACAAGGUUCAUUAGACAAGAGAUUUUCAGAAAACAUUAUUGAACUAGAAAACCUUGCAAAUAAAAUAUUGAAACAACUCGAAAAAUUUGCAGAUGAUAAUAUAUUACCAGUCAACGUACUCAAAACUAAAGCUAUGCUAGUACACAACGUAGUAAAAGUGAGAUAUCCAAAAUUGUUAUAUAAAAAUGUAGUAAUUGAAUUUGUCAAAGUGUUUAAAUAUUUGGGCGUUAUAAUUUGUAUGAAACUAGGUUGGGGAAAUAUUAUAAAAGAUCGUCUGAUGAAAAUACGAAAAGUAUACGCAGGUUUAAGAGUGAUAUCUAAAACAAUACCAAUAGCGGAAAUAAAGAUGAGAAAAAUUGCAUUUUUGGCAUAUGCAUUACCUCAAUUUAUUUGGUUGUUCCCACUGUGGUUUUAUUUCACUGAGAAACAACAGAUCGAAAUUGAAAAUGUCUUUUGUACUGGAUUAAGAAUUAUUUACAACUUGCAAGGAUGGGAUGAUAUCACAACACAUGUUUUAACAUGUGAAUUUUCAUUAAAAGAUUUUUUAUUUCGUUAUUGGAAAAAAUUCAAUAAACAUUUAAACGAAUCAGUCGAGGCGCUACUUUAUCAACAAACCUUUGGCGGCGCAGGCCAUGUGAUACCCAUGUUUGAAUUAGCUAAAGCAAUGAAGAAUCAUAAUGUUACAUUUCUUACUCAACAAACAGCUCAAGUUUAUAUCGAUUUCAAACCGUAUUCUUCUUCGUCAUUUCGCGUUGUUUAUUCAAGUGAUUCACCUGAUGCAUUAGCUAUGGAAAAGAACAAUGAACAACAAGCUAUGUCUUAUUUCUCUAAUUAUUCCUUUUUCGACGCAUUACCCUAUUUUAUACCACUGUUAGGUCAAAUGAUCAUAUCGCUGCUGAAUAAGACAAUACACAUUUUGACGUUUGAACGUUUCGAUGUGAUCGUCGCUGAUUUAAUGAUCGUUGGUGUACCUAUUUUGUGUGAGAAAGCAAACACACACUGUGUGACACUAAGCACUUCGGAGUUGCCAAGUAUCCUCGAUUUCAAUUUACCAAACAUUUUCUCACUCGUAACGUCGAAAGAGUUAACUCAAAUUACACAUCGCAUAUACAACGCUGCUUUUACUAUGCGUCUGAUAACGAAACUGAUGCAGAAAUCGGCAUCGGCGUUCUACACACUCUUUCAGUCUCUGCCACGAAUACCAGGACCAUUUCACGAUAGCUUCACGCCGACAAAUCUUCUGUUUUCAAAAUCAAAAUCUUUGAAACUAGUUGGCAUGCCGCCUUCAUUCUUUACAUCAUCGUAUUCACACCACUACACUAAAUACCUUGGCGUAUUCAUAAAUGAAACAGUGGUCGACAAUGUCGACAAUGAUCUUACAAGUUGGAUGAAGUCAAAAUCGCGUAGCUCUAUUAUUUAUGGAGCUUUUGGCAGUACUUCGGUGAUUCCACUUGAUCGAAUGUAUAAUUUAAUAAGCGGCCUGGCCGCGUUUCUACUGAAAGAAGGUGAUAGUUCUCUACUGUUAGCAUUUCGCAACACGAAUUAUGAUACAUAUCAAACAGUAUUGAAAGAGCUAGAUAAUGACAACUUUAGAGAUCUCUUGAACAAUGAUAAACGAGUACGGAUCGAAAAUAGAUUUGUACAACAAAAAUGGAUUCUACAGCAGAAUUCGGUGAAAAUGUUUUUGAGCCAUUGUGGCAUGGGUUCAUCUUUAGAAGCACUUUAUUUUAACAAAUCCAUACUGUGCAUGCCGUUCAGUAUGGAACAGUUUGCUAAUGCAAUUACAAUCGAGAAUCUGGGCGUUGGAGAAUCAUUAUUUGUGCCGCCUUCUGCGGUGCAAUCAUUGAUAAGUCCCUAUGAUUUUGCUAAAUAUACGUUUACAGCAAGUCGCGUAAUAGGCAAAAUAUCGGCAUUGUGGAUGAAUGUAACGUACGAAAAAGCAGUCAGACUCAUGUCACUGGAAAUGAAACAUGCAGGUGGCUUGAAACGAGCAGUAGAAGAAAUUGAAUUCUUCGUUAAUCUUGAUGGUGAUUUAGAUCGCUUUACACCGUUUCAAAGUACAUUAUCGCUUUAUCAACGAUAUAUGCUCGAUUUACUGCUGGUGCUCGUUGUUCUACCUGGAGCAAUCAUAACAUACAUAAUACUGAAAUGUUACAAACGACGGCGAAAAGAAAAAACAGAGUGA